AUGCAGCACCACAAUGAUUGCACUCGACAGUUGUACUAUCUUGGUGUCUUGGAUAGAUCGAUAGUUGCUGAUUUUGGUUGUUCUGGGAGGAGUUCGAAUGAGCAGCGUUCUAGUGAAGAACGGUUGAUCGAUAUCAUCGAAAGUGCUCAACAGUGGGGUAAAUUACCGAGUGAUUGGUCAAAAUGUAGACUUGUUUCUGUUGAUGUUACAAAACAUGGUCUCAAGUUAACAGAUGCAUCCGACGGGAUGGUUCUAGAUCGAAUAGCAUUAUUCCACAUUGUGCAGUGUGUUUCAUAUGAAAAUGGUUUCGGUCAUUUUUGCGUGGUUUUUUUGGUCCAAAAACCACUAAGUAAGAGUAUGCAGUGUUAUGUGUUCCAAACUAGCGCUAUCUCAGAUGCCGAUGAUGUCUGUAAGCAAUUGGGAGAGGUAUUUAAUGCUGCCGUUAAAUGA
This is a messenger RNA of Brugia malayi, 450 nucleotides long. RefSeq names its product integrin cytoplasmic domain-associated protein 1, isoform 1, putative. Gene Ontology annotation, biological process: negative regulation of substrate adhesion-dependent cell spreading; negative regulation of focal adhesion assembly. The transcript has 2 exons. NCBI's taxonomy places the organism in Eukaryota, Metazoa, Nematoda, Chromadorea, Rhabditida, Onchocercidae. The coding region runs from base 1 to 450 and encodes 149 amino acids. Gene Ontology annotation, molecular function: integrin binding. Gene Ontology annotation, cellular component: ruffle; cytoskeleton; lamellipodium. The record is from RefSeq and is a predicted model, not a curated record.